GACUUCAGUUUGACUUCCAAACUUCGGGGCUAGGGGCUCACCUCUUGAUUAGCCCCGCCUCCUGCAGGCUCCCCCUCGGGGGCAUUGCCACAGCUGUUGGGACUGCAAACUGCUCGGGCUGCAGCUAGGGACAGAGAGAAAGUAUGAAGCCAUCCUGGUUGCAAUGUCGCAAAGUCACAGGCGCCGGGACGCUUGGGGCACCUCUGCCAGGAUCUCCUUCAGUAAGAGGAGCCGCUGUGACCCGAAGGGCUUUGGUGGCCGGGUUUGGGGGCAGGGGUUGCAGGGCUCUGACCACCGGCAGUGGUGGCGAGUACAAGACCCACUUCGCAGCCUCUGUGGCUGACCCCGAGAGAUUCUGGGGUAAAGCUGCUGAGCAGAUCAGUUGGUACAAGCCCUGGACCAAAACUCUAGAGAGCAGAUACCCGCCUUCCACAAGUUGGUUUGUGGAAGGGAUGCUGAACAUUUGUUACAAUGCUAUUGAUCGGCACAUUGAAAAUGGCCAAGGGGAUAAGAUUGCUAUCAUCUAUGACAGUCCCGUUACAGACACCAAAGCAACUAUUUCCUAUAAGGAAGUCUUGGAGCAGGUCUCCAAGCUGGCUGGUGUCUUGGUCAAGCAGGGUGUCAAGAAAGGCGAUACAGUGGUCAUCUAUAUGCCCAUGAUCCCACAAGCAAUAUAUACCAUGCUGGCGUGUGCAAGGAUAGGAGCAAUCCACAGUCUCAUAUUUGGAGGAUUUGCAUCCAAAGAAUUAAGUACACGCAUUGAUCAUGCGAAGCCUAAGGUGGUUGUUACCGCAUCAUUUGGCAUCGAACCAGGAAGGAAGGUCGAGUACAUCCCACUUCUAGAAGAAGCUCUGAGGAUAGGACAGCACAGGCCAGACAGAGUUCUCAUUUACAACCGUCCAAACAUGGAGAAAGUUCCUUUGAUGUCAGGUCGUGAUCUUGAUUGGGAAGAAGAAAUGGCAAAAGCCCAGUCUCAUGACUGCGUGCCUGUUCUCUCAGAGCAUCCAUUGUACAUUCUCUACACAUCUGGAACAACUGGGCUGCCUAAGGGUGUGGUUAGACCCACUGGGGGCUAUGCUGUCAUGUUGAACUGGACAAUGUCUUCCAUAUAUGGACUCAAACCUGGAGAGGUAUGGUGGGCAGCUUCUGACUUAGGCUGGGUUGUUGGACAUUCCUAUAUUUGCUAUGGGCCUCUUCUCCAUGGAAACACAACAGUUUUAUAUGAGGGAAAGCCUGUGGGAACACCGGAUGCAGGCGCUUAUUUCCGUGUGCUUGCAGAGCAUGGAGUGGCUGCCUUGUUUACAGCACCAACUGCAAUUAGAGCCAUCCGUCAACAGGACCCUGGGGCAGCCUUGGGGAAGCAGUACUCUCUGACAAGGUUCAAGACACUGUUUGUAGCUGGGGAAAGAUGUGAUGUGGAGACUCUAGAAUGGUCCAAAAAAGUCUUCCGCGUCCCCGUUCUAGACCAUUGGUGGCAAACAGAGACUGGAUCCCCCAUCACAGCAUCAUGUAUUGGAUUAGGUAACUCCAAAACACCUCCACCAGGACAAGCAGGAAAAUGUGUUCCAGGAUACAAUGUUAUGAUUUUGGAUGACAACAUGCAAAAACUGAAGGCUAGAAGCUUAGGAAACAUUGUGGUAAAGUUGCCAUUACCACCGGGGGCUUUUUCAGGACUCUGGAAGAACCAGGAAGCAUUCAAGCAUUUAUACUUUGAGAAAUUUCCUGGAUACUAUGACACUAUGGAUGCCGGCUACAUGGAUGAAGAAGGCUACCUAUAUGUGAUGUCCCGAGUGGAUGAUGUCAUAAACAUUGCAGGCCACAGGAUUUCUGCAGGGGCUAUUGAAGAGUCAGUCCUCUCACAUGGCACUGUGGCUGACUGUGCUGUGGUUGGCAAGGAAGACCCCUUGAAAGGUCACGUCCCCUUAGCACUCUGCGUGUUGAAGAAAGAUGUAAAUGUAUCAGAAGAACAAGUUUUGGAAGAGAUUGUGAAACAUGUUAGGCAGAGCAUUGGCCCUGUGGCUGCUUUUCGAAAUGCGGUUUUCGUCAAACAGUUACCCAAAACCAGGUCUGGCAAAAUUCCACGGUCUACACUGUCUGCCCUGGUUAAUGGCAAGCCUUAUAAGGUGACCCCUACGAUUGAGGACCCCAGCAUUUUUUGUCACAUUGAAGAAGUGCUGAAGCAGGCUGUGUGACUUUUGCUUCCUAUGUUCAACCACUUGGUCUUAACUUUCUAGCUGGAUUUAAGUCGUUUAUUUUCUAUAAAGGAAUACUUGAAACAAAAUCCCUUAUCAACUCAGAUGUGAGCUGUAGUGUUUUGUCAGUCUAGUAGCCCCUGUAAGCCCCUAUAUAUAUUGUGUUUCAUGUGAGCCAGUUUGCACAAUUACCUCUUGUCUGUAACAUGGAUCAUUAUAUGCUAUCUAGUGUAUUGAGGAUCAUGUCUUUGGUGUACAGUUUUACAAAUUCAUGUGCUUUACAAACACAUUUUAAUCGAAAAUAUCUGAACUAUAAACGUACUUUCUGGAGAUAGGAAUCAGCCACACUUUGAUCAAAAUCUAAACUGAAAUCAAAGUUGGAAUAUAAUUUAAAAGGUUAUUGUGGAGACUCAAAUGUUGUCUAUUAUUUUAUAGAUGACCACUAUGCUUUUAGGUAAUUAUCAAGACAGAGUAGGUUGCUUAGCAACACAGGACCCCAGGGUAGAGCAACACUUCUGUUACUAGUUACUGGGCAAGGGGAGGCAUGUAUCUGGUAGAGAAUUUCCAUGUCCAUCCACCAAAUAUUUUGAAGAGAUGAAGACUUCUGGAAUCCCCUGUCAUGAUUGACUCUAUGUGUCUGGAUGCCUUCUUUUUUCGAUGGAAUCAAGGGAUGUCCUCCAAAUGGAAAGGCAUGACAAGAAGGAUGCUAUAGGAAAUGGAAACGUUUUCACCUUCUGUUAAAUGUCAAUACAUUUUCAUGGCCAUCAAUGAGCCUUCUUUCUUCUCUGUCUCUCUGACUCUCAGUCUGUCUCUGUCUGUCUGUCUCUCUCUCUGACAAGGAUGUGUUUCCUAAGUUGGCCUCAGAAAUCCUGGUCCUCCUGCCUCUUACUCAUAGUUGCUGGGGUUUCUUCCAAAUUAGCACUUUUUCCUCUUAUAAGGGUUGAACCCAGAGUCUUGUGCAUGUCAGAUACGCACUCGUCUACUGAGCUAUACCACUGGUGCUCAAUGAGUUUAUAGUGGUUCUUGAGGUGAAUAACCCAACAAAUGAUUUAAGAAUAAUAUAUAGCCUUAAAUACUAGAAAUCAUAUAUUCCAGAAAGGGGCCAUCCCUAUCAGAUCCCAAAGUAAUACGGCUCAGGAGAGAGGCUUUACCUUCCUGCAAGAGCCUCUUGUUUUCAAGAGAACCCCAAAUGUUUACUUGUAUUGCAAGUUUUAAUUUUAAUUUGAAUAGAUAUUAAAUAUUCUAAAAUUAUGGUCUAAUAUACAUUUCUUCUAUAAAAUGAUGGAGUCUUUUCAAAAAUUGGAAAUAAGGCUUUAGUAAGUUUAAAGAAAUAUAUCCAUUUGCUCGAGUAAGAAGUAGUAGUUGAUUAACUAGCUUAGAGCUCUACGUGUGUUAUUUUUUAGAACGUACACUUAAUUUAAAAAAGUAUACUGGGUUUAUUGAACUUCUGGGAGUUCUUGGAAGAGUUUCUCAAUUCUUCAGUUUUUUGGAAAUAUUAUGAAGAGGAUGAUGAAUUGCCCAAAUAGAUGAAAAAUGGAUAAGUAACAAUAUAUUAGGAUUUACUGGUCAUAAAAGCUAUGCAUAUCUUACAUAAAGCUCUCAUUUUAGACCUCUUUGGUCUGUGUCCUAACAGAUAAGUCCAAAUACAAGAAAUAUAGGUGAGAACUAACAGAUGGCAACUUACUUGUCAUAAAUAUUAUUACUUAUCAUAUAUAUUAUAAAGACUCAUUUUUAGGCAACGUUGGGCUGCAGAGUGUAUAAUAAAUGGCUUCUCAAAGGGAAGUUUUAUUGAUUAAACUACUUUCUUUAUUGGUAAUAUUAAAAACAGUAUGUUAUCAUCUUUAAUUAUUUUGGUAUUCCAAAUUUAACCAACUGACAUUUUGUAACUUGAAGCUCUUGAGUUUCUUGAAUUAUUAAUUGUAUAUAUAUAUACACUUUAUCCAUUUUCACAACUGUAGGGAUUACAAAUCAAUACUUUUUAAUAUGUUAGCAUGAAAGUACAGAUCAUUACUUUCUCGACAGGAAUCAGGUACUUUAAGUUUGUCAUGUUCGUAUUUGCCCAUUAUAAACUCAGGCAGAUCUAAGAAUUGAGUGAAGUUUUCAUCUUUGGAUCAUUUGUAGAUUUUCCGCUUUCCCAGAUCUGAGGGGAUACAUCAGCAAGUAAGCAUGGGUUAUUUUCCCGUAGAGAGAAUCUGUAAAAAUACAUUAAUAAAACGGACAAAACAAAUAAAUGAAUAAACAAAAAACACAGUUUCUCACACCUGGGAAGGAGCUGUUUUUCUUAUGUUUCAAUGAGGAAAGCCAUUUCUCCUGCAGACUAGAGGCAGUGAUCAUGGCUGUGGUGCUAAAAUGAAGUCAUCAGACUGCUUAAAAAAUUGGGAGAAAAUUAAAGAAAUUUCUAUUUUAAAAUCUCCCCAUAAGGUUUUUGUUUUGUCUUGUUUGUCAAAUCGCAUCUAAAAUAUUUUGAAUUGAAUAUGUCUUUGAUAGCAAUGAUAUAAUCCAAGAAAUGUGACCACACUUAAAUUCACCUUGAUGACAUCCCUGUGAUCUUGUACUUUAUGAAAUUUUUAAAUUUGUAAGACACUUGCAAAAAUGAAAAUAAAAGUACCUUUAAU
Mus caroli (Ryukyu mouse) is the source of this 4807-nucleotide messenger RNA. It is a transcript of the gene Acss3, whose product is annotated as acyl-CoA synthetase short chain family member 3. Gene Ontology annotation, cellular component: mitochondrial matrix. Lineage: Eukaryota; Metazoa; Chordata; Mammalia; Rodentia; Muridae. Gene Ontology annotation, molecular function: propionate-CoA ligase activity. The record is from RefSeq and is a predicted model, not a curated record.